CGCCAUUCUGACAUAUGUCACCCUAAGCUGCUCAUAAUUUUUUAUACCUGCUGAAGUGAGGACCUUGCUCUGAUAGGUAAUCGAAGAAUCUACAAAAUAUGAAGCCCAAAUCUAAAGAUAACAAGCCCUCGAAUUUGGAGGCUGCGCUCAGUUUUAUAAUGAAGAAAAAUCGCGAUGAUUUGGGCGGGAAACCUCGGCAGGCAGCCGCCAGGAUGGAAAAAACCCCAUCGCCAGGGCCCUCGGGAAGCAAGAAACCCGCUAAGCAUGGAUUCUGGAAGGACAAGAGGGACAAUGACCGGGACCGACAGAUGUACAUGAAUAGCAUUACGAUGAUUAAUGAUGGACUGCGCGAGAGAAUUGAGCAGGCGGAAAAAACAAAGAAUGCAUUGAUGGAAUCGAACGCAAUCCUCAAAUUGGAGAUUGAAGAUUUGACCCAAAAGAAGACCGAAUUGGAUCAAAUCCUCAGGGAGAACACUUGUUCGAUUUGCCUCUUGGGGUGGCAUCUCUAUAGCGGCCAUUAUCCGAUGUCUUUGAAAUGCGGCCAUGUUUUCGGGAGCAAGUGCAUCCUCCAGCACUUGGAAUGUCGCUUUGGUUGUCCCACCUGCAGGAAGCCGGUGCAUUUUCGUUCACUACGCGGCCUCCACUGCUCAUAAUAUAAGACUGGACUCUAAUGCUUGGAAACGCUGAACUUAAUACAUUUACUAUUUAUAAUACUAGUACAUUAAUUAAAUCGAACGAGCUUAUGAUGCACUAA
Molecule: messenger RNA, 754 nt
Organism: Drosophila eugracilis
Lineage: Eukaryota; Metazoa; Arthropoda; Insecta; Diptera; Drosophilidae
Product: E3 ubiquitin-protein ligase RNF4-like
Exons: 2
Coding region: 99-653 (184 amino acids)
Biological process (GO): protein ubiquitination; interstrand cross-link repair
Cellular component (GO): nucleus
Molecular function (GO): ubiquitin protein ligase activity
Source: RefSeq, a predicted model, not a curated record